CAAACAUAACCUCAAACAUUAAUCGUAAAGUUUGUGUUGAAUUUCAAUAACAAUAGUAAUAAUAAACGAAAUGCUCGACGGGUGGUACUGCAGAUCUCUAGCGAACGAAGCAGCGGCCGCUGAGGAAGAAGAAAGGGCUCAAGAAGAGUCCAAAUUUAAAAAAGAGUACAAGUUUUUGAAAAGAAAGUUUCAGAAUUUAGUUUAUGAAAACGAAGCGUUUCAACAAGCCCUAAGGGCAGCACAAAAAAGGUUGCUCUCAGUAACAAGGGAUCGAACUUUUUUGCUGGAUAGGUUGUUGAUGCAUGAAAAAGUGGAAAAUAGUACUUCGGAGUCGGAAGAAACUGAUUCUUCGGAUGAUGGUGAACAAAUAAGGGUUGAUAUACCCAAAAGACGGAAACUUGAUAGUGGCUCACAUAAUCAUGUCCAACAUUCAAGUGGGGGUAAAUUUAUACCUGCAGCGAAGAAAAAACGUCCCCCACCCUCCAGACAACCUAAAAGUAUACAGCAUUCAGUUAUUCCUGCCACAAGUAGCAAUAAUAUUCUCUCUGAUGGUCACAUGACCCCUGAAGAGGUAGAAAGGCAUUUGCAAGCUCAAAGUUUUAUGGAAUUACUCCCCGAGAGGGCCCCACCUACUGUACCAACGGAAAUGUUUAGUAACGAACCAUCACUGGACAGCGAGUCAAAUGACUUAUGUGAACUAGAAACAUCCCCUAGUAAUAUGGGGGAAGAAUUAAGCAUUGAUAUGAUGCAAGAAUAACAUUACAAUCUCAUAUUUAAGUAAUAUUAGGAUCUAAAAUUUAAUUUAAGCUUAAUUGUUGUGUAAUAA
Brassicogethes aeneus is the source of this 826-nucleotide messenger RNA. Lineage: Eukaryota; Metazoa; Arthropoda; Insecta; Coleoptera; Nitidulidae. The record is from the annotation of a GenBank genome assembly.